Molecule: messenger RNA, 5086 nt
Organism: Pocillopora meandrina
Lineage: Eukaryota; Metazoa; Cnidaria; Anthozoa; Scleractinia; Pocilloporidae
Source: the annotation of a GenBank genome assembly
GACACAUUCCAUUACAAUUACGAGCUCUGGAGUAACAAGCAUGAAUUCAGCAGUGACACGGGCUUGACGGAACUUGAUGAUCAAGAGACAAAGUUACCGACUUACUGGAAAACAAAAUUUUCCAAGAUCUGCUUUGGUAUGGAAAUCGGACACCAAAUCAACUUUAUCGAAAUCAGGAAGGUAGCUGACUAUCUAUAUUCUUUGAUCUCAAAUGGGAAAUAUCAGCAAACCUCACUCGGCCGAGUUAGAUGGAAGAUGCUGAUUGGUGUCAUGGCUUCCCUGCAAGAUAACUGUAACAACGAAGGGUUUAACGUUUCCCCGAAGGCAGGAAUCGGAAAAGAAACAGUUCAUCGAAAUGAAGAUUACAAGCACAAACUGCUGAGUUAGAAUAACAUGGAAAUCUGAAAGGAAACAGACAUCUCCUGAAAAAGGAAACUGGCGAAUCUUACGCGGCAACCGAUGAUUCUCAGUGCGAGCAAACACGCCGAUUACCAGGGGUAACUGACACUUUCAGGUUGCUAGCGAUUAUUGCUUGUUUCAUUUCUAUCGUUUCCUUUUUGUUGGUGAGUGGUUGUCUCCACCAAGGAUGCGGCUGAGUGGUGGUCAGUUUCCAAACUUAUUACGUUGAUUUUUUUGUUAUCCGCUGAGGUCACGGUUUCAAAUAUGUUGAAGUUCUUGACUUGUUUGGUUGUCUUUGCCAUGCAUCGGAAAAUUCAUGUAACUUGCAUUGCUUCCUCUUCAAAUUGGUGUAUACUCAACUUAUUAAUGAAUAUUUUAUUCUUCAGCCGACAAAACCGGCAGGAAUCUCGUGUUUCCAACAUAAGUUCUAACCAUACAAUGAAAAAGGUUUGCUUUUUUCCUUCGUUUAAUUAAAAAGUGUAAGACUAUUUGAGUAAAUGCGACCGAAAUGUAUAGAAAUCAUGAUUACCACUUACUGUAUAAAAACGAAUCCUGUGUUCUGAUUGGCUACUCAAGAGGGCAAGAUGGCCUAUGUUGCUCGCGUGGGAUUGCCCGUCUUGAUACUGCGCAAGAAAGACAGCAGCGGUAGAAAACAAUUAAAUUAAAGAAUACAUAAACGGCUCUCGUGGAUUCUUUGUGCGCAGAACACCGUUGGCUUUCUUUUCCCGCCCUCGAAAAAGCCUAGGCUUGUUUGGUCAAGAUGCCUGGAUAUAAGCCACAUCUCUUUUUUUUCCGUUUCCAUGGGCCGAGACAAAGUCGAGGUCCAUAGAAACGCAAAAAAAAAGGUAAAAAAAAAAAAAGUUAACCAUUAAAAUUUUUCCUGCUUUCGAUGUGUUGAAAGUGUCAAAAUCUUAGGCUGUUCUGCGUCUUGUCUUGUGGCCAAUGCAGAAAACAGAAAAUUACCCCAUUUGAACCAAAGAGCAGCUCGAUUUGGAUUUACCCUUGUUGCUUGACUCUAAUGGCGAAAGGAAGCGAGUACAUACAUCCAUAGGAUGUCGAUCGUUUCGCCAAUGGUCGCUUCGCAAGUGUCUCUAGUCAGUUCGCAAACGCAUAUCGUAAAGAUGUAUUUUACUUGCAAUCGUGCAUGCGCAUUACCGUCUCCCUUUCUCUUCUAAUUACUUACAUAAUGGCUAUAAUUUUGCCUCCACUACACAACCGAACCCGCUAAACAACAUUUGGAGGCAUGGGCGCGUCGGUCAGCCAGGCACAUGCUAGAUAGUAAAAGAAAGGGCUUGAGCUCAGAGGGACAGAGAUUUAGAGACUUCAAGCCUACUAGAUGGCUAGUCUUUGACAUAAUUCUGAACUUCUGAAAAAGCCGGAGAAGGCGAGGACGAACAUACCUAAGCUUCCUAAUUGCAAAAGAUUGCCAAAGUCAGUCCUUUCAACAAGUUGUUUGAGAUGGGCCACCUCGAGGGGUUCUUUCCCAUGAGAGGCUGGUUGGCUAACAAGACGAAGAGCUCCCACCUUCGCAGAGAAAACGGCCGAUGGUGUGUAGGGUAGGAGAAUCCACUCUUGCAACCUGAUGCAGCCACUUGAAAGCGUAAAAAAUGCAGUUGACGGCAGACGCCGACUUUGAUGACUGUAGAAGAAACUGCAGGUAGAGGGCACAAUCCACGGGCCCGACAGGGAAAGCAGGAACAAUCAACACGCCUUUUCCGAACUCUGCCCAUCGGUCGAAGGCCCUAAAAUAGUUUUCCGAUGUCCCAGAAGCCCUCGAAGCAAGUACCCGUAAGCUUGAGCUUUCGCUUCGGCUGGUUGACCUGACAGCCGUCGAAGCUUCCAGAAGACCAAAACCCAAAGGAGGAGAUAUCUAAGACGUCUGCAGCAAAAGGUCUCCAUCUGCUGAAAACCCUCGUGUAGGUGAUCGAGGUUCCGGAUACUCAGGAGGCUAACGCAGUGAAUUUCCAAUUUCUCCGUCAACGAGGCAACUUCACGUGAGACUGGUUGGCACGAGGACCAGAAAUCUGUAUAAAAAUAUCUCGGGAGAAUACACCAAAUUAUAUAAAAGAAAACAAGAGAUAACAAAAAGAACACAUGUGACAACAUAUGAUAAUAAAUAUAUACAAGGACAUACCGAGUCCGGAUCAUACAAGGCUGACAAGUCCUUGUAUGCACAUAGCUGACAAUCAUCGAACAUGAACCCUUAAUCGUAAGCUUAUGAAGCUGCAAAACGGCAGACCCCUCAAAGGUGCAUCUUAAGGGGCUCUAGCCCGUACUGUAAAACAAAAUUCAACAACUUUUAAGUCUUACUGAAUAGAACAAGCAGACCCACCGUAAUGUAAAAGAAAAGUCGACAACUUUUAACUGUAACUGAGUGUAACAAGCAGACCCACCAAGGGCGCAUCUCGAGGGCCUCUAUCCCGUACUGUAAAACAAUAAUCACAACUUUUAACCUUAACUGAAUACAACAAGCUGACCCCUCAAGGGUGAAUCUCAAGGGGCCUCUAGCCCGUGUUUCCAAAGCGCAGUAGUCAUAAAAACGUGCAAGAACACGAAAUAAUACUGGUCAAUACCGAUGGCUCUAAUGAGAUAACAUCGAUGAAUAUCAAGAGCUAUUUUCUGUAAAGCUGGAACUUUAGAACUAAUGUUCUGAUUAUCUGUAUACUAGACGCCAGUCUGCGCCUCGAGGGAGUCUAUAAACGCUUGUAAAGACAGUGAAACGGCAAGAAGGUCACGAAAUGCGGAGCUCCGUGAGCUCUCAAAAUCUGACCAAUUCGGGUGAAAGAUUUUGUCCUCGAAUUGAAUAACUUCCGCAGGCUGAAUUGGACACAUCUGAGUAUACAAUUUGCGUUGGUUUGCGCUUCACGGGCCACAAAGGCACACCCCUGAUGGUAGCAAGAUUGUCUUUCCAAAAGUUUAAUUAAUUUAUGCAUUCAGGCGCUAGAGAGACAAGAGAAUUCCAAUAUGUGACAGAUUUAACAAUGGCAAAGGUAUUUCUGGUCAUGAGCCUAGUUACGUUCCCGACUCAGUUCCCAAGCAAAAUAGUUUUACCGCUCACGUUGGCGAGCUUCCGAACCUGAAAAAGGGGGUCCUCCGACCCCAAAAGAAACAAUAAAUCCUCUGUCAGAGAUUGAAUUCCGCUAUCCGUUGCGGAGAUGAGGCAUUCUUAGGUGCUAAUAACAGUUCCGAGCCAGAUGAUAUUUUGGGCUGGAUCCCAAAUGGAUUUAUCUUCAUUAGGAAGAAAAUCGGACUUCAACAAAUUAACGUGAACCGCCAUGCGCGACGCUGUUGGCCAAAACUACGCGUAACUAAACGCUUCGAAGCCCUGACCGCCCGAACCUCCGCUCUGUAUAUCUUCUUCUCGUCUUCUUCUGAUGGGUUGGUAGUGUUCGAUUUAAAAAAAAAAAAAGAAAAAAAAAAACCACACGGUGGCUUACAUACAAUAAAAGAGUAUAUUCUCAGUGAUUGAUGUGACGCGCGCUAGUGGUAGACAAGUAUAAAUAGAUACGUUGUUUUGUUGUACAUCUACAUCCAAGAAUGUUAUUGGAACACAUUGUCACAGCAAUUUAACUCAUCGGACGCAUUUGUAAUUAUUGCCCACACCAGCUGCUUGAAGUUGUAAAGUGCUUUACUACAAUAAAUUGUAAGUACUGACCUUGUAAGAACACAACUUUGCAAUAUGGCAGUAUAGAAAGAAAAAGAUUGGUUAAUGACAUUUUCCAGAAUUUUGCUAUGAGAUACUGUUGACCUGAGACUCGAAUCACUUGGCAUAUAAAAUUUGGAUACGUUGCUAUCUAUUAGGUUUGACGAGAGCAAAGCCUAUCCGCUGACGCUGGGUACCGAAACGCAAUCAGUUUAUUGUCACAUAGGACGCCUUGGUCAUUGCGGCGAUGGCAGUUGGACUUUAAUUAUUAAGAUUAAUGGUACUACGGACGGUCACAAGUUAUUGCAAUCAAUAGUCAUACCCCUGAAUUAUCAAGCAAUAAAAUGUAAUCCAGAAGAGGGUGUUUUUUUACUUGCUUUUUUUUUUUUUUAAUUUUUAUUGCUCUUUCUGUUUGUUUGUGUUUAUUACUCUGAACUGAUUCAUUCUUACUUACUGUUUAGUCACAGGGAGUGACUGUUUUGCGAUGAAUGGGUGAUUCAACUACUUCCAUAGUUAAUCAAAACGCUAGGGAGAAAAAUCAUCUCUUUCAAGGGGGAGGUGUGACCUUACCUAAUCAAUCAUGACGCCACGGCCUAUCAUUUUCUCUUUCUGAUACAUGUUUGACGCCCUCAAUGCCAACCACUUUUUUUAAAGUAUAAUAUCAUAAUUUCCUGGCCUUAUUUUAUAGAAUUUCUUCCGAUACACGCUGCUAUGAUAAGGGAAAGGCAAGGAGUAUUUGGUAAAUAACCUUAGCGACUUUUUCUGUUAUCCUCCUCAAAAACAUUUAAGAUACUUUAUGAGACUCCUAGGUUUAUUAUCGCUUUUAUUUUCAAUUUAACGAUCGACAUAUACUUUCUGGUCACCUGAAUGGGAAAAAUUCAAUUACGAUUCCAAGCUCUGGAGUAUAAUAGCGAUGCGUGCUUGACCGGUUUUGAUGAUCAAGAGACAAAGUUAUCGACCUAUUGGCACACAAGAUUCUGCAAAAUUUGCGUCGGUAUAAAAAUCGGAGACCAAAUCAAAUUGACGAAGACAGCUGACUCUUAA